This is a messenger RNA of Strongylocentrotus purpuratus (purple sea urchin), 5419 nucleotides long. RefSeq names its product chromosome-associated kinesin KIF4. Gene Ontology annotation, biological process: microtubule-based movement. Lineage: Eukaryota; Metazoa; Echinodermata; Echinoidea; Camarodonta; Strongylocentrotidae. Bases 149 to 4468 code for a protein of 1439 amino acids. Gene Ontology annotation, molecular function: microtubule motor activity; microtubule binding; ATP binding. The record is from RefSeq and is a predicted model, not a curated record. The transcript is spliced from 16 exons.
UCUCUAGCUUGAACCGGUCGUUGUCACGGACGCUCCCGAUAAAGUUUUAAGAGCUGUUUUGUUCCUUUAAAAUAUGACUCAUCAUGAUCAGAAUAUGAACUGAUACCUAGAUGUCUUCCAUCCAAGCAUAGCUCCUUGACAUAGCCCUAUGGCACUCAUUAAGACCUAUGCACGAAUCAAACCCACUGUGAAACCCUCCAAACUCCUGGAUCAUGAGUCUACCAAUGUGGCCAUCAGCGUACCCCAGCUUCAGCCGAGCGGUCAGACUAGAGACCGCACUGCCACGCUGACCCAUCAGUUUGGCUUUGCAGGGGUCUUUGGACCAACGUCCACCCAAGAUGAGGUCUUCGAUUUAGUGGCUUCCCACAUCGUAGAUGGCUUUCUAUCCGGUUACAAUGGGACCAUAUUUGCGUAUGGACAGACAGGAUCUGGGAAGACACACACCAUUGAGGGUGGGGCCAAGUCCUACUCAGACCGUGGACUCACGCCAAGGGCUUUAUCAAGGAUCUACAAAUCCUUGGCGAAUCAGAAGUUUGCUGAACUUUCCAUCAAGGUUUCCUACCUAGAGAUCUACCAGGAAGUUGGCUAUGACCUUUUGAACCCUACGACAAGACCAGGAAAUGUUGUCACACAUCUACCCAAGGUCACUGUCACCGACGGACCAAACAACUCCUGCGUCGUACGCAACCUCUCCAUGCACCUCGCAGCGGAUGAGCGUGUUGCUCAGUCUCUUCUGCUGCAAGGUCAGGCAAGCAGGAAGGUCGCUGAGACGCCCAUGAACCAGCGAUCUUCCAGGUCCCAUGCUGUCUUUACCAUUUAUGUCAAGGCCAGACAGAAGGGCUCACAUGCUGUCAAUAAAUCCAAGUUACAUCUAGUUGAUCUAGCUGGUUCAGAGCGGGUGGCCAAGACCAAGAUAGCGGGACAGCAGCUCCAUGAAGCCAAGUCCAUCAACCUCUCUCUGCAUCAUCUAGAAGGGGUCAUCAUUGCCCUGCAGGGAGGGCAUGGAGAGGGGUCAAGGGUCAAAGGUCGUAGGAGAGCCUUGAGUGCUGGGCCUGUCAGGAACAGAAGGAUUGGAAGUGCAUCUAGCACUCGAUCUCUGCCAUAUCAUCGGUCCAUGUCCAUGGGUGGUCAUCGCCAUGUUCCAUACCGAAACUCACUUCUCACCAUGGUCUUACGAGACAGUUUGGGGGGUAACUGCCUGACAGCGAUGAUAGCUACCGUAUCGGCCGAAGAUAUCAACCUUGGUGAAUCUCUCUCAACCUGUCGCUUUGCAAUGAGGGUAGCUGCUGUUCAGAACAAGAUCAGUCGCAAUGAGGUUAUCGAUGAUAGGACGAUCAUUGCAAGACUGAGGAAGAAGAUUGCCAAUCUAGAAGAAGAAAUCCUGGCUCUCAAGUCAAGGGUUAGAGAAGGCGAUCAUUUGAAGGAGCCUACCCCUCAUCAUCACCAAUCUGACUCCACCACCCCCGUCUCACCAUCAUUAACACCAUCCAUGAAAGCUCCCUCCUCAUUGGCCGAUACUCCCAAACCUGUGGUUGCACCGGCCAAUGGGAGUGGACUUAGCAGAGAAGGGAGGCAGCUGUGUGCUCGAAUCAUGCAAGGGUUUGUGAGUGGGAGAGUGACGGAUCCUGUUGCAUCGGGUGUCUCAGAUUUCUCUCGGUUUCGAGAAUGUCUGCGGAUUCUUAGAGAGAUGAUCCAUCGCUCUUACGCGUACCACCAAAGAUACAACCCCACCCUGCUCGCUGAUCAACAGGUGGGGUCAAAGGUCAAGAGGUCGGAAGAGCAUGUUCCAGAUGCGGAGAGGUCACCUGAAGGUGUCAAAGUCAAGUCAAGGUCAAGUAAUGAGAAAGGACAUUCCAGAGGUUACAAGUCACCGUUUGAGAGGAAAAGGGAGAAAGAAAUCUCCAAGCUGGGUAAGAAUGUCCAGACCCAGAUCACCGAACAGAAACAGCAGCGGAGAGAUCUUAUGGAAUUCAAAACUCUCCUCAAACAACAGCAGCUAGAGAAUGCUCUUAGAGACCUGAGCAACAAGAUCAGUACGACUUCAAGCCACUUAGAGAAACAACAGGAGUUGGUAGAAAACCUACGGCAGUACAAAGCAAGCAGAGAACAGAUCACAGCUGAGAGAAUUGCACAGAAACAACUGGCAAAGAAACUAGCCAAGUAUGAGAAAAGAUAUCAGCUUGCCGUAGAGCAUCUUCAGAUUGUUCAGAAUCACAUGGAGCUUCAAGAUAGAGUCUCAAAGGCGAGACAAUCCACCAAUCAGAACUCUUAUACCAGAGAGGGCCUAAUUAUCAACCAAUCAGAUGCAAGAAUGGACCCUUCCAGCCAAUUAGAGACAACGGUACAUCCCACUGGACAAGUGUCCUCCCCAUUUGACCAAUCAGAAGUGGUGUUAGAUAGCAGCGGUGUGGAGGUUGACCAAUCAGGAAGCCUGACUGAUAGGAUUGUGGAGAGGUGUCGGCACAAGAGCGGGAGAGUAGACUCCAGGAGAGUUCUGGAUAUACUGAAGCAAGAGGAUGGCAAACAUAAUAAGGUUGCUAAGGAGAUCAAGAAAGAACGGAUAAAGAAUUUUACGCAACACUUUGCACUCAAAGAAGAGGCCACGCUCACAAAACUACAGCAUUUCAAGGAGCAACUCCGGAGACAGCAAGAAGAUGAAAAACGCAGAAGUGAUUCUUCAUUGAGCAUGACACAAUCAUGGGAUGGUCAUGUGAAUACUGCAUGGUCUGAAGAUCGCAAGGCUGGGAGGUCACCAACUGGCCAAUUAGAUGCAAGCAAAAGUGACCCUGCAUCCGGUAUGAGACGAUCAUGUGAGAGUCAUGUGAAUACUGCAUGGUCAGAUGAUGUCAAGACAGAUAGGUCAAUGGUUGGCCAAUCAGUAGCUCUUGUUCCUACUGUAAAUGAAAGUGACUUUGCUAUUGAUGCUGGCCAAACUGAAAUUGAUGGAAAACAUGCUAACAACGGACCAAUGAGAUUUCAUGGCAGGUUGGUUUCUCCUAAAUCUCAAAUGCAGACUACUCCUCACCAAAAAACAUCCACCUCAGUCCAUCAAAGGUCUUCAAAGGAAAGUUCCCUUGAUCGGUUAUCACCCAAGAACAACAAUAUGGCUACUGAACCAAAUUCCGGUGCUACAGUUGUCGCAGAUCUGCAUGCAUUCAACGAAUGGCAUGACAGAUCGCCACCUGGGAGGACUCUGGAACUUCCAAUGGCCAAGACAGCAGUCACCACCAAAGACUCAAUAUCCCAAGGAGCAGAUGCGGAUUCUGUUCAUGCAUCCAGUGUCACUCUAGGCAGUGUGCAGUCUUCUCUGUCCCCAUCUAUGUCCACACUACGUAGUUCUCCCAUUGUUGGAGAUGCAGCUAGCAGUUCUCUUGGAGAGGGUUCCACCAUGUUUAAUCAAGAUUCGAGAAUAUCUUCAGAGAAUUCAAGAAGCUCCUCUACGCUAGGAUUGUCCUUGCAGGAUGGACCAGCUGCAGGCCAUUCUGCGGAUUCCCUCUUCCACAAGACGUCUCGAUUGCCUGAGCAGCCAUUGGGCCAGACCAUGACUGACCCCAGAAGAAGUUCCUUCGACGCGGCGCUUUCCUCCAUGUUACAUCCGAACAGGUCAAAGGUCAACCCUGCAGUCCAGGAGGUUGAGAAGCCCAAAACACAAAAUUAUGGAGAUGUCACUGCAGCUCUCAAGUCAAAGCUCCUGGAUUACCUGGGUGGUGAGCCAUCUAGAGCUAUCAGCAGUAUGGACUCCCUGCAGGAUGACUGUUCAGGGUCUUCCAUCAACAGUGGCUUCACAAGGUCCUCCAUGCUGAGUGAUGCCUUCGGGAGAUCCUCAGUGAGAAGUGCCUUUGAAGGAUCCUCAGUCAAUAGUGCCUUUGAAGGGUCUUCAGUCAAUAGUGGCUUUACAGGAUCUUCCAGCAGUAGUGUAGUUGAAAGAUCUUCAGUGAAAAGUGCCAUUACAGGGUCUUCUAUAGGUAGUGCUUCAAGAGAACCUUCAGUGAACAGUUCCUUUGCAGAAUUUUCUAUCAACAGUGCCUUUGAAAGAUCUUCACUCAAUACUGCCUUGGAAAGAUUUUCAGUGACUACUGCCCUUACAGGGUCUUCCAGUAAUGGUGCCUUCCCACGUACAGAUGAUAUCACUUCACUCCAGACAGCUCACACUCCUCUGGAGGGGAAGGGCAUGACGAGUAAGACAAUCACAUCUUCAAAACCCCCUACUUUCCAAAUAGGUGCUUCCAGCUCUACAUUGAACAGCAUAGGGGAGGAAGAGUCCAUUAUAGCAAGAGGGGAAGAUGAAGUUGACCGGGAUGUCUUUGUAAGAUCCGAGGUCAAGGCAAUGGAAGAGGCAGAAGGUCAAAGGUCAUAUUUAUCAGCAGCCAGAGCAAACAAGGAACGGAUUGAGAAGAUUAGGAAGGCAAUGAGAUCAGCUGAAGUAAUCCAAAGAGCUUGGAAGAAAUACCGCAAUCAAAAGAAGUGACAUUGUCAAUAUCUUCUGGGACCUGGGCCCCAUUUCACAAAACUUGUCAUCAGUGACGAAUGACAGUUUUUUUUUAUAAGCUAGUGUAAUCCUUGCUUCUGAUUGGUUUAUCAGCACAUUUUUCACUGAAAAAAGGCUUUGUGAAACGGGUCCAUGUACUAGGGCGAUUCUGUGAGAUUUAUUCCUUUACAUUUCAGAAUUGUUUCAUCAAAGCGUUGUAAGUACAAGCUCAUCAUCAUCCCGUUAAAACACCAGUUUAAUUCAAUACAAGCAUUUCAAUGGGUUGUCAGCAGACUUGUUCUUAUGAGGGUUUCAUGCAUGAAGCCCUGCACUUUUAUCCAUUUAUUUCAUCAGAAAAAUUAAUACCUUUUAAUUUGACCAUUGAUCUACUUCCGGAAUGGUUCUUUUUAGUGUCAUGCAUGCAAUGCCACUAGUCAAUGGUUACAUGAAGAUAGUUUCAUUACUGGAUGAAACAAAUGAUAAAAAUCUUGUGUCAUAGGGGAAGAAUUAUAGCUCUCAAUCAGUGACUACAUGUAGUAACUCGUCUAAUCCUUGUUUUGGAAGUAAUGCAGGGAUUUUAGCAGCUGCACUGAAUGCAAAGCUUGGCUAGGGGACUAGUCAUAGAAAAUCAUCCUAGUGUUUAAGAUGGAUUUUUCUUUUUGAAUUGAUCAAUCUUUUUUAAAGGUUUUAUAAAUUUUAUAAGCAUUAUUUUUUUAUAUUUGUAUAUCUAAGUUAUUGGUGAUGAACAUUUUGCUCUGAAAUAUUUGAUUCAAGCCAGCUACACUACAAAUUAUUAAUAAUUGCUGAAAAUAUAUUCGUAUAUUGCAUAAUUUAUUUUUAAUGAUUUAUAUGCUUCAUAUGGCUGAGAAAUGUUCACCAACAUAAAUGUAUCUGCACGUGUGCCAAAGGAAUUAUAUUUUUCAAUAAAUUUUGUAAAAGACCUAUUGUAAA